Messenger RNA from Candidula unifasciata, 4584 nucleotides. The record is from the annotation of a GenBank genome assembly. NCBI's taxonomy places the organism in Eukaryota, Metazoa, Mollusca, Gastropoda, Stylommatophora, Geomitridae.
AUGAUCAGUAGACCUGGAAAUGGCGUUUGCAACAACAGUGCAAGGGAGGACCUGGUGACCUUUGAUCCUGUAGUUCCCGUACACCCAGCCCAAAAGGACGUUAUCCUUCGUUACACUCUAGGGACACAGGUGGCCGCCAACCCUCUAGACUGGGUUGGCAUAUUUAAGAGUGGUUGCUGGGACACUGACAACCCGCUGACCUGUCAGUGGGCCCCCGUAGAGCCAUCAGACGGAGCCAUGGUGCGAGAGAGGCAUGUAGUAUUUCCCGCCAAGUUCAUACAGGCUCUACAGGACCAAACAGAAAGCUGCCAGUUUUUGUACGUCAGCGGGAGCGGCCAUAUUCUUGGCGCCAGCCAGUCCUUCAAGGUUAUGGACGCUGGGGAAUAUCAGAAGGCCCUUACACGGACUGCCUCCCCUGAUGCCGAAUCACGUGAUGCUCAUACAACGAAUGCGGACGCCAACUCUUAUGUGAACAUAUCCAGUGAGCUCUUGUCCUCGGACGACGAAUGGGAGCUGGCCACUCACGAGGAGCUGUGCAAGACCAACUCGUCCACUUCAGAUUUGUCUGACAUCGAAAUUCUCUCCACGUCGCCGUCGAAGGAAGCUGUGAAGAUGAAGGUGUCGGCAGCAGAAGAUGACGACGUCUGUGAAUUUUCGAACAUUAACACAACCUGCGCUGUCGCCGAGGACGCCACUCCCGACAGCUGUAACGACCCGCGACACAUGAUUGCUGUUUCGGAACUGCAGCCAACUUCGCUUUAUCAAAGCAUUAAUGGAGUUUGUCAACCAGAACCGGAAAUGGUUGAAACCAAACGGAAGCUUAAAAAACGUAUCCAAAUGGGUCCAGAAUACGUGGACAAUAAUCUAGCUGUAAAUACUACUAUUAAAGAAAGUUCUAAAGUUAAGAAACUGAAAAAGUCGAGUACAGCUUCAAAAAAGACAAGUAAACCGAUUAGUAAAUCUAAAAAGAUGCUAAAUGCACCAGCACCUGUCGUUAAAAUGCACGUUAGUAAUUGCCAAAUCGUUGAUUCCGAAAGUUCAUCUGACAGCCAAGAAAAUUCCUCUGUGUUGCAAAACUGCAACCUGCGAAAGAGAAAGCGGAAAAACAACACAGAAAAGAGCAAAUGGCAUCCUGUGGAACACCAUAAUAUCCUGUUGUCGUCAGAAUCGGAAGAAGAAAUUCAGCAGUCAAAUACAAAGAAAGCGAAGCGAAAAAGAACUAGACCAAAAGCGGAAGAAUCGCAAACACAAACGUGUAAUCGGCUAACUUUGAGACAACAGGAACAAUCUGAUUGUAAGACAACCGAGAUAACUGAUAAAUUGAACAGAAAAGUUGAAAUUAGCCAGAUGGUCGAUCAUAACCAACCAGAGAAGGAGUAUGUUAACAAUACAAAAACCGGUCACGGCAUGAAAACGAUAGAUGAAAGAUGGAGGGAUUUUGACGAAAACAAGACACAUAAGGCAAAUCCGUGUAACUUCCAGGCUGUAGCUUCCCCAGAUGAGAGUAAACUUAUUUCGAGAAAGAGAAAGAAAAUUGAUGAUAGUAUCAAAUAUCGAGAUACUGCCUGUCUCAUGGUGUCUGCCCCUGAUAAGAUGUAUUCUAGAAAAGAAAUGGAUGCAAAUACAGAGUUUAAAAAUAUGUCUUCUAAUCCUCAUAAUAUGAAAUCCCAACAGAACACAACGAUAAACUCCAAAAUAGCGAGGAACUCAGAUAAAAACAGAAAAUACACAGUUAUCCCCCUUCGUCUGGAAGAAGGGACUUCCGUAGAUAGAAUUAUGACACACUCUGGGUAUAUUGAUGAAAUGAGAAAAUAUAAAGUUAUUCCCAUUGAUAACAGUUUGAAUCCCCCAGAGAAAAUCACUGCAAACUCUACAUUAAACAGAGAUGAUGGGCACUUAAUUAAUAACUCUUCUAUUAAAAUGCACAAUUGGAUAUUUGGCGAAGAAAUAAACUACAACACAAAAAUUAACAAUUUUGAUGAACGUGAAAAACAUAACACUGCUAAAAGUAAUCUACAGAUCGUCGAGUCCAUGCAGCAGUUCAGGACAGACCUCAAAGCUGCUGAUGAUGUUUGUGAAGAGAAGAGUGAGAAUAUUUCUAUUUCCUCAAACUACGAAGGAAAAAAUGAUGACAUUUCUAUCUGCAACCUACAAGAUAUAGAAUUAGUUAAGAAGCGGCGGGACGACUUCAAACUAACGCGGUGUAACGGCGCUAAAUGUUUUCAGGACAAUACAGAGAACAGACUGAAAGGUAGACAGUUGGCAAAGAAACUAAAAACCAGUCCAAAAACAUCUUCUAACUUUGAAAAUAAUCUGAGGGCUACAGCAGCUUUGAAUGAGCAUAAAAUAAAGGAAAGUUUAAACACGCAGAAGCAGAAGCUGGCCAAUCAAAGAAGAAGCUCUGAGCUUGGAGAGACAGGAUGCAAGAUCUUGAAAACCUCAGAUGUAGGAGGUCAUCGGUAUUGCGAUGGGGAUUGGGAAGAAAAUAGGUCGGAUCUGUCUGGCGUAUGUCCAUGGGAUAUCUCAUCCAAAGAAACAAAGGCGUCGACAACUCUAGACUGUUAUCCAGACAGAGUAGAGAAGAAACGCCAGCGUAAGGUUAAAACCAGAAGAACGAAGGAGUCGCAGAGGAAACGGAAACAAAUCAAGACUGAAGAUGGACUGGCUGUGACAAGAUUUGAUCAAGGUCAAACACAGGAGAGCCACCAAAACGCUAGCCAGAACAUUACCGUCACGAAAGUCACCGAAAGUCUGGCUCUGAACGGAGCAGAGAAGCUAGGCUGGCACAACGGAGAAAUACCCGAGGCAGAUCUGACGGUGGGUAGUAACAGCGCCAUGCAUGAUGUCUCUGGCACCCCCUGCAGACAGAAGCCGACAUUUGAGGUCAACGAUGAGCGCGUGUGUGAUACAGAUCGUCAUUAUCUAAUGUCAGGUGGUUCAUCGGUGGAUGGAAUGGGGUCACCUGGUCAGCGGCUCAGAAAAGAGAAAACCUCCCUGUCCAAGAUCAAAGGGUCACAGUCCAGGUUCAAAGCCAAGUAUAAAUGCCAGGGGCGCACCCCCAGUGGCCUGCAAUGUUUAAGAAGGGGUGAGAUAUCCAAAUGGCGAAAACUCUGCAGAUUGCUUCUAGUGAACAGACGGAGGUUCAAAGCUGCCCAUGGAACGACUGAAACUGGUGAUGAAUACGGCACGAUUGCUGAGUUAGAAAAUACAGAAAGUAGCACGGAGUGUGCUGUACCCAAGGUAACGACCAGGGAAGAGCUGUGUCUACAGGUGCAGAACCCAGCUCAGUCGCUGGCAAUCAGUGGGUCGUCCAAUGUCCGGUCGAUGGAGGCUAAGGGCAGACAAACAUAUGCUAGCGUCGUCAAGGGAACUAAGCAAGCUUCAAGUCCGUUAGAUCAGAAAGUGCAAGAACACACCGUCAUUGACAUUCCUUAUAAUGAAUCCUAUGCCAUCCCUCGUGAUUCAGCGGAAGGUGUCAAAAGUGAAAUAGGACUUGCCGAACUGGAAGAAAGAUCAAAGCUGCUGUGCUACAGUUGUGUUACGAAUGCUGAGGUAUCAAGCAGUCAAACAAUUCUUAAACAGCAGGAUACGACAUUAGAACACAAUCUACAUUCUUUAAUUAUCGGCGAAGAAUUAACUCGGGAUUUUCAACCUGGAAGGUCUGGGAAACUGUCAGUGAGUAGAAACUUCGAAGCCCAAGCGGGUUCAGAAAAUGGAAUAUCAAGUAGUGAUUCAAACACAUGUGGACACACAUAUAUGGCCUCCUGUGAUAUAAAUAAUGCCAUUUUGGCAGCAAAGACCAAGGAAAAAGAGAACGCUGUAGGAACACGUGUGGGAGAUGAACGAGGGGGAAAAGGUUAUCUUGGAACUUCACGCGAACGAGCUGAAGCAGAUGGGGCAGAGGGGAAUGAUGUAAUUCUCAACUGGCCUUUGCCAGCGGCGUGUGCAAGGACUUCUUUGGUAGAAGAGCACCCUGAAUGUGGACCCGAAACUCCUCUUAAAGCAGAAUGCAUCUUAACCAAUCAUACACUAGCUACUGUUGUACCACCUGCCUGGCGAACUGAACAGUCUCAGACUGGACACAGAGGUAUGGAUACACCAGUCGAGGCCAGCAUGUCUAGCGAGUUUGAACUCUCAUCUUCUCAGGCGGGACAGGCAGAGUUGGUAGACAUUGAUGCCGCCGAGAAAAGUACAGAAAUUGGACAACCACCUCAGUCGCGUAGUGACCAAGUAACGGAUGAUCAGCCACUGAUCUGGCCUCUCCCAGUUUUCAAGAGCUCAUCUUCCAAGUUUGGACUCGGAAACGCUCUAGGAUAUCAAGCGGACGAUUAUCAAAUGAACAGCUACGAGUCUGACCAGAGAGAUGACCUCCCACCCACGUGGUCAGUUCCCCCAAUUUUUCCCGACGUCCCUUCCUUUGUGGCACCAAUCCAGUCACAGCUGUGCAUUCCCAGGACCUGUGGUCUUCGAAACAACUUAGAGAUUAAGGCAGCCACGGGUGCCAGCGCUAAGGAUCAUAGUUGCGAACUCGGUCCCACAGAUUCCAGGCCUCAUCGGCAAACCGCUGAACUGAGACAGCGAGUG